AGCCAGCAGAACAGCCGCUGGGCGUCGGCCUCUUCCGCCUCACGCCGCUGCCCUCAGCUCAGCCCCGCCCCGAGCGGCGGCGGCGGUCUGACCUCGGUCCUGUCCGGUGGGCGGCUAGCAGUGGUCCCUGCGGCGGGGCCGGCAUGGCCGUGCCCUGGGCUCUGCCCGCGCCACUCAGCCCGGCACAGCUGAAGCGCCUGGAACAGCACCGCUACAGCGCGGCCGGGUGCUCGCUGCUGGAGCCGUGGCUGCAGCCCUACUGGGCUUGGCUGGUGGAGCAGGUCCCGCUGGGGCUGGCCCCCAACGCCAUCACCCUGGGCGGCCUCCUGCUGAACUGCCUGACGGCGCUGCCGCUCAUCGCCUGCUGCCCCAGCGCCACCGAGCAGGCACCUUCUUGGGCAUACAUCCUGGGUGCAUUAGGACUUUUUAUCUACCAGUCCCUGGAUGCCAUUGAUGGGAAGCAAGCCAGAAGAACAAACAGUAGUUCCCCUCUAGGAGAACUCUUUGAUCAUGGUUGCGACUCUAUUUCCACAGUUUUUGUUGUCCUUGGAUCCUGCAUAGCAAUCCGACUAGGAACAAAUCCUGACUGGUUGUUUUUCUGUUGUUUUGUGGGACUGUUCAUGUUCUAUUCUGCUCACUGGCAGACAUAUGUAUCAGGCAUUCUAAGGUUUGGAAAAGUUGAUGUAACUGAAGUUCAGAUUGCCAUAACAAUGCUGCUCUUGAUAUCUGCAUAUGGUGGAUCAGCAAUAUGGGACUAUAAGGUCCCUGUGGUGGGCUUAGAACUGAAGUUCAUUGCAGUUUUGGGCAUAUUGUGUGGAACAGCACUUUCUUUUUUCAAUUACUUCCGUGUCAUCUUUGGUGGAGGGGUUGGAAAGAAUGGAUCUACAAUAGCAGGAACAAGUGUUCUUUCACCAGGCCUGCACAUUGGACUUCUUAUCGUACUGGCUGUUAUGAUCUAUAAAAAGUCCACAACUCAGCUGUUUGAAAAACAUUCUUGCCUGUAUGUCUUGACAUUUGGAUUUGUGAAUGCUAAAAUCUCACAGAAGUUGGUGGUGGCUCACAUGACAAAAAGUGAAAUCUGUCUUCAGGACACUGCAUUUAUUGGGCCAGGACUUCUGUUUUUGGACCAGUACUUCAACAGUUUCGUUGAUGAAUAUAUUGUUCUAUGGAUAGCAUUGUUCGUAUCCUUGUUUGAUAUGCUGAGAUAUGCCACUGGUGUAUGCCUACAGAUUGCUGCUCAUCUUCAUAUACAUGUCUUCAGAAUUUCAUCUCAUCAAGCUCCUGAACAGGUUCAAAACCAUACUGACUGAUUAAAUAGGUCAAGGAUGAAAGGAGAAGCAGUUAGGUACAAGUUGUUUCUCCAUUGAGCCAUCAGAAUAACAUGGACUGAAGAGACUUGCGAACAGUUGCCAUCUCCUGCUGUUGCUGUUACGAGAAAAGGAGAUAAUAUUGAACAAAUGCCCUAUCAAUAUGAUUCCUUUGAGCUAAUUAAAUGAAUGUCAAAUGACUUUUUUAUAGAAUGUUCUGUUUUUGCAUUUAACUGACUUCUUCAUAGAUCUGAUACUUACAGUGUCCAUCAUAAUCUUCUUCUGCAACAUAGCCAUUUCUUUGCGAAGUUCACUUUGUGUACCAGCUAGAAGAUUUUCAUUGCUCUUCUCCAGCUCUUCCAUGCUCUGAAGUUAAGGAUAAUCUUAAUUCAGAACUGUUCAAUGUCAAAGGGUUAAUUUUAAACAAACAAACCAUUAUUCAGACUACAAUUUAAUUUUUACAGCAGCAGUGGUCACUGAUAAUUGAUGAGUUUUGUCAUGAACUUGACAGACAAUUCAUACAGGACUUCCUACUCCAGUCUACACUCCUGUUUAAACAAUGCAGACGUUGUGAAAGAAACAGUCCCCUCCACUCAGCAUCUGUGAGGUCUCAGCUAGUUAUCCUGCAUUUCACUAAAGAUAAGAGUUCUACAAGAAAAGAUUAAACAGACAUCUGUCAGGAAUGAUAGGGUUUUAAUAUUAUGACAACCUUGGAGACUUGAAGUAAGGACUAUAAAACCCAUUAAAUUUCCUUCUCUUUGCACACUUCUCCCCAGAUAAGCCAAGGAAAGCUUGCUGGUUAUCUUCCCUUUUGUACAUACAAAUUAUGUCUAACUGUGUACUGUGUAGUUGCAUUUUCUUGACUUUUAUUUAGUUAAGCUUAUUUUGAGGGUUGAUUUCUACCUUUUGAUCUUUUUUGAAGAGAAAAAAAUAAAGUAAUACUUGACCUUC
Messenger RNA from Grus americana (Whooping crane), 2258 nucleotides. It is a transcript of the gene CHPT1, whose product is annotated as choline phosphotransferase 1. The coding region runs from base 144 to 1310 and encodes 388 amino acids. Gene Ontology annotation, molecular function: diacylglycerol cholinephosphotransferase activity; ethanolaminephosphotransferase activity. Gene Ontology annotation, biological process: phosphatidylethanolamine biosynthetic process. NCBI's taxonomy places the organism in Eukaryota, Metazoa, Chordata, Aves, Gruiformes, Gruidae. The record is from RefSeq and is a predicted model, not a curated record. The transcript is spliced from 9 exons. Gene Ontology annotation, cellular component: Golgi apparatus; endoplasmic reticulum membrane.